Messenger RNA from Chironomus riparius, 1443 nucleotides. Lineage: Eukaryota; Metazoa; Arthropoda; Insecta; Diptera; Chironomidae. The record is from the annotation of a GenBank genome assembly.
AUGAUGAAGAAACGAUUAAAUAAUAGAUAUACUGGAAUUUACCGCACAAAUGAUGAAAUAGAUAAUUUCAAGAUAAGAAUUAAUUUGAAGAAACUUUACUCCAUUAUACAAAUUCCAAAAUUUGAAAAGAUACUAUCGAUUCCUUCAGUAUCAGUAGAUCAACAGUCUACAGAUUUUGCCGAAACCAUUGAACUGGAUUGGCAGCAAAAAAUUUUCAGUAAAACAGAAGUGAAAUAUUAUGAACAAAAAGAAAAUUGUAAAUCUGAAUUAGAGAAACGAUAUCAUGCAUUAAUAAGAGAAAAUCCAAAUGUCAACGAAAAACAAUUAAUAUUUACGUAUAUUAAUGACGAUGCUUAUUUGCCAAGAGAGUAUUUAGAACUACAGAGUUUUAGGAAAAGUAAAAAAAAUACAGCAGAAAUUACAGAUGAGAUUAAAAGCUGUGAAAAAUCUUCUAGUUUAUUUAUUGAUUCCAAAUUGAACAAUGGUAAUAUUGCUAAUUAUGAAAAGGAUUUUUUAAAAAUGCACAUUAUGGCAGAUCUCGAACCGGCAGUUUUACUUUUUACAGUUCAAUAUCGAAAAUCAGAUGGAUUGCUCAUAGUUUAUCCAGAUUUUAAUGAUAAUGAGAAUUGUUACUAUCUGGAAAUAGAUCAAAAUAGCAAACAAAUGUACACAUACUACAUAGAAAAUAUAUCUAAAGUAAGCAAUAAAGCAACAAAAAAAUUAAAACAAAAGCAAAAAUUAGAUGAGAUUGUAAAAGAAACAGGAGACAUAAUGAAGAAAAUGAUAGAUAUUAAAAAAAAUCAGGAAUCUUUUAAUUUUCCUAAACAUCGUAUUUUGCUUCUUUUAGAAAUAGUAAGUGCUGAAAAUUUUGAAAACGAUAAUAUCCAUGUCCAAUAUGAAAUUAAACUUCCAUAUAACAUUAAGUUGGUUGAAGGUGUACUUAAUGGAUCUACACAUUCUAGUUUUAUGAAUCAAAGUAUUUGGCAUUUUGGAUAUUGUGCCUCUAUCGUGAUUGAUAUUGAAGAUGAAGUUUCUCUGUUGUCAAUGGAAUCUGAAAAGCUUGCCCUAAUAUUUAAUGUUGUAUCAAUAGAUUCUCUAUGGCAUCGUGAAAAACAUGAAGGAAUUGCUUCUCUAAAUAUUCCCUUACAAUUUCAACUUAGAAAUACAGAAUUUGAUUUAGAAUGCUUUCGAUACUUGCAUAAUGAAAGUUUACUUACUGAUUUACUUGAAAGAUUCUUUUUGGGUGGUAUUAGAAGUAUUAAUCAUAAUCCAACUAAAGCUCAUAAUCGUUAUGGAAAUUCUACAGUUUCGACAGGAAAAUUGAAAAUAAAAAUUCAACAAAUUAGACAAACUCAAAAUUUAAACUUCAUAAAUACACGAUUACAGUCAGUCGAUAAAAUAAUCGAAUCUUAUCACAAAGCAAAAGCUAGAUUAGAAUUAUAG